AUGAGAUACAGGCUACUUCUAUAUAGGAUUCGAAAGAAACCUUUUUAUGCAAUAGCCUUUGUCCUUGUUUGCUUGAUACUAACGUCUUUUUUUCAUUUUGAUUAUUUUUCAGUAUUUGAUUCAGAAGCUAUUUACCAGGGAUUGGAUUUUCAGAAUGCGCUAUCUAGAAUGAUAACACCUGCUGAAAUAUUCAGUUCUAAAGUCAAACAAAAAAGCAAUGGUGCUGAACUAAUUACUAGUUCUCUUUACAAAAAGCUUGCAAACACAGAACUAUCUCAACUUAACUGGAGGUUUAGCAACGCAUUUGAAAACAGUAAGAUAGAGGGUACCUCGAACUAUAUCAAUAUGUACAAAGAAAUGCGUCAAAAAAAACACAUUUAUGACCCAAGGAUAACGCUUUCUGUUUAUUUGGACAUGAUUAAAUCGCAGAUUAAGGAAAAUUCAUGUGAGAUUCCUUUUUCCUGGGAAGAUUGGGUUGACCUGUCCCCGUUAAAUGCCUUUUUAGAGGAAGGGACUGACGUAAACUGUUUACAGUUUUUAAGUUCUAAUUCAAUCAAUUUGGAUUAUGAUUAUAAGUCAAGUGAUUUGUCAUCCAAACACCUUAAAAUCUCACAUUGCUUGGACAAAUCUGAAUACCUUCUAACAGAAAAUGCGAAGUACAGAAACGAAAAAUUGUUACCAGGGUUUAAUUUUGAUCAGAGAAUCGAUGAAAAAUCUGAUUUCAUAGGUAAAGUCUACAAUGGUAAAUCAUAUUUACUCUCAUAUGCUCCAGUUCCAUCAUACAUUUAUUUUUGGGGUGAUAAUGGGAAAUAUUAUAGAGUUAAACCAUACCAAUCAACAUCAAUGAUGGGGAAUGGAAUGUUUGAGAGUUUCAUAGAAAGGUCUACCUAUGAUGGCUUUGAUCCAGUAUCCGUAAUGUCUUCAUUGAGUGAUGAAUACUUUAUCAAAAACGUAAACAGUUUUUCUGAGGUACUUAGUUCAUCAGGGGACUCGCUGCUAAAUAUCCAGGAGGAUAAGUUUAUUUUUGAUCCUCAAGUGCAGUACAAGGAUUUAUUCUCGAAGGCAGAUGAUAAACUAAGUGAACAAGAUAUUAAAUUUAAAAACUCUCUUCAAUAUUCAAUGGAUAUUGACCCCAAUAGUAUUGACAAACAUUUCAAGGAGGUUAACAUCAAGUUUCCCACAACUUAUAGAGGCCAUAAACUUACCGAAAAUGGUGGUCAUUACGAUGCCCGAUUUUUUUCCGGGUUUAUAACAGAAAUGCCUGAAUCGGAGGCUACUUUCCAUUCACCAGAGUAUAUUAUCAAAGGUAAAGAUGCUAAAAAAAACGAGGUUGACUCUCCAAUCAGCCGAAGGACUAUAAUUUUAUCCCAUUUGUUACACACAGUACUUACUGCUGCAUUUCACAAUGGUUUGUUAAUGUUUCCUGCUCAUGGGUCAUUGCUGGGAUGGUAUUUUACCUCUACUUCUUUCCCCUGGGAUUCUGAUGGGGAUGUACAAAUGCCCAUAUCUGACUUGGUAGAGUUCUGUCACCUAUUCAAUAAUUCUAUGAUAGUCCAAAAUCCCCGGUAUGGUACUGCAAAAGUCUUCAUUGAUUGUUCUAGCACACUAACACACAGAGGCAAAGAGAAUGGAAGUAAUAAUAUUGAUGCUAGAGUGGUUGACGUUGAUUCUGGGUUGUUUGUUGAUAUUACCGGGUUGAGUGUUUCUGGUGAAUCUUUGACAUCAGCAGAGCUAAAGAAGUUAAGAAGGUGGGUCCCGAAUGAACUGCUCGAUACUUACCCUACUAAUAAAAGGACUACAAGGAAGAAGAAUCACUGGAACCCCAAAGCUCCCAAGAACCUGCAUAAAGAGGAGAAACCUGAAGAGGUAAUUAUCGACAAAAUAGUUGAAGCUGAGAUUUUUGAGAUUCACAAGGAAAACCAUAUCUAUAAUUGCAGAAACAAACAUUUUUAUACUUUGCAGCAAUUAUCACCAUUAAGGUUGACUUUGUUUGAAGGUGCACCUACUUUUGUUGCAGCCAAUAAAGAGUCUCUCAGGGCACAACUCAUCACCGAAUAUUCAUCCAAGUCAGUUGAACGCGAUGCAUGGGAGCAAUAUGUUUUUUCCAAACCUCUUAGAAUGUGGCUCAAUGCUGAUGACAUAUAUCAGGCUUGCCAGUCAAUUCUAGACACAGAAAGCUCGAAUUUAUUUAGCAAGGGUAAAUUUAAGCCAAACAAUAUCAAGGGUUCUAGAGUACUGAAAGCUUAUCACAAGGAGGAAGCAAAUAUAAUCGCCACUAUGAUACAGAAUUCGGCAUACGAAAUUACCAAGGAUCCACCUCUCAAAAUUGAUGAGCCCAAGCCACUACGCCUUAAUUUGAUAGAGUAUUUAUAUUAUAGCAGGAACUACACUAGUAUACAUGCCAAAGAGAUGGAUAUGUAUUAUCCAGGAUGGGAAUGGAGCUAUCCAGGGGUGAACGAUUAUGCUAAUAUACCUUCAUCUAAGAAGGAUUUGUUAAAUUUUAUGCUGGAGGAUCAUCCCCCAGCUAAAAUGUCACUUUUUGAUUACCUCGUCUUCGCAGAGACAGAGGGUGAACUAGAUAUAUAA
Molecule: messenger RNA, 2586 nt
Organism: Pichia kudriavzevii
Lineage: Eukaryota; Fungi; Ascomycota; Pichiomycetes; Pichiales; Pichiaceae
Exons: 1
Coding region: 1-2586 (861 amino acids)
Source: RefSeq, a predicted model, not a curated record